AUGACUGGCAUGACCCUGAAGCCCAUCAUAAUUGAUGGACAGGGCCAUCUACUAGGUCGACUUGCUGCCAUAGUGGCGAAGCACCUUUUGAAUGGUCAGAAGAUCGUCGUCGUGAGCUGCGAAAGGAUUAACAUAUCGGGGAACUUUUUCAGAAAUAAGCUGAAAUAUCUGGCCUUCCUUCGGAAGCGUUGCAAUGUGAAUCCUGCCCGUGGCCCGUUUCAUUUCCGAGCGCCUAGCAUGAUCUUCUGGCGAACUGUCCGUGGCAUGAUCCCGCACAAGACAUCUCGCGGUAAGUUGGCGCUGAAACGCUUGAUGGCCGUUGAAGGAAUCCCUCCAAAGUAUUCGAAGCUGAAGCGCGUCCGUUGUCCGAACGCCAUGCGUGUUGUUCGUCUGCGUAAGGGCCGCAAGUGGUGUUACCUUGGACGUCUGAGCCAUGAAGUCGGCUGGAAGUACCAGCAAGUCAUCCGGUCUCUUGAAAUCAAGAGACGUAUGAAGGGUUCGCUGUACGCCAAGGAGGAUCGCUUCAAACACAAGGCGAUGUUGUUGGCGAGGAAGAAGAUUGCUCACGCGCUUGCUCCUCAUCAGAAGAUCAUCCGCUCGUACGGCUGCAAGUGA
Messenger RNA from Notodromas monacha, 615 nucleotides. NCBI's taxonomy places the organism in Eukaryota, Metazoa, Arthropoda, Ostracoda, Podocopida, Cyprididae. The record is from the annotation of a GenBank genome assembly.